CGAGCAGCAAGUGAUGGGGAUACUCAAGGCAGCGCAAGCUGGUACGCCCGUGCCCAACCUGUGCCGAGAAUAUGGCAUAAGCAGUGCGACAUUUUAUAAGUGGAGAGCCAAGUUUGGCGGCAUGGAUGCCAGCAUGAUAAGCCGCUUGCGCGAGUUGGAGCGAGAAAAUGCGCGGCUUAAAAAAAUGUAUGCUGAGGCACAGAUGGACGCACAGAUACUCAAGGAGGUGGCGCAAGAGCUACAAACAGAACACGGAUUAAGUGUACGCAAAAGCUGCAAACUGGCUGGAAUAAGCCAAACUUACUGGAAUUACGCUCCCACAAACAGUGCGGCAAACGAAGCACUGGCCGCAGCACUUCGUGCUUUGGCGCAUGAGCACAAAACCUGGGGUUUUAUGCUCAUGUUUAUGAAUUUAAGGCACGUACAGCACCAACCCUGGAAUCACAAAAGGGUGUACCGGAUAUAUUGCCGUGAACAGCUAAACCUGCGCAUCAAGCCACGCAAGCGGCUGGACAGAGACAAGCCAGAAAAGCUGCAAACACCAGCCAAGCCCGAUACCGUUUGGUCUAUAGACUUUAUGCAUGACAAUUUGAGCGAUGGGCGUGGUUUGCGUAGCCUAAAUGUGUUGGACGACUUUAACCGUGAGCUGCUGGGCGCAGAACUGGACUUGAGCCUGCCUGCCAGCCGAGUGAUUAAAACCCUCAAACAGAUAAUGGAGUGGCGGGGCAAACCCACCGUGAUAAGGAGUGAUAACGGCCCUGAGUUCAUCAGCCACAGCAUCCAAAAAUGGGCUGCAAAACAAGGCAUAGUGUGGUGGUUUAUCCAGCCUGGCAAUCCACAGCAAAAUGCGGGGGUAUUACCCAUCCGCAGCAAGGCGGGCAACAAGCUGCGCAUGGGGGAUGAACGCGGUAACGAACACAUUAAACUGGCCACCCCGCACGGUGCUACCCAGCUUAACAUGGGUGCUUUGGUGGGGCAGGGGGAGAAGGCUAACCCCAACCCUGUAGGGGCGAAUGACUCUCUCCCUCCCCCAGCGGGGGAGGGCUGGGGUGGGGGAGCGAACAAAGCCAAUGUCUACUUCCCGCCGCACGUAGUGCGUGGCAGCGGGUGGGAGCUUAGGAGUGACCUGCACAGCAGUGUACGCAGUGGCAAUUUAAUGCUGAUAAGCACCUAUCCAGCCAACCCCGCAGAGCCGGGGGAUACAGGCAAGGUGCAAUACAGCCAGGGUGAGCAGCAAAGUAUAGAUAAUCUGCUGGCCUGGAGCGGCAACCGCAGCAAGGCGGCAGAGCAGGUAGGGGCCAGGCCCUACAACACCGUAGCCCGGGCAGAUGUCAGCAAGGCCAACCUUAAAACCGCACAAAGUACCGUUACCCCAGACAAGGGGGAUGAUGCGCAAGCGCACCUGGUACUCUCAGCCCAGGCCGGGCAGCUUAAUGCCACGCCUGCCAGCAUGGUCUACAGUGCAGGGCUGCACCUGGGGCUGCACAGCGCGGGCGAUAUGGAUGUACUCAGUGGUGGCACAGUACAAUUUACUGCCAAAAACGGCAUGUUUACGCACGUAGAGAGCGGCGGCAGCAAAAUCUUUGUCAAUCAGGGCGAUAUGGUUACCCAUGCCAACCAGGGCAGCAUUAUUUACAAAAUCAAGGGCAACCUGCAUUUGGAGAGCAAGAACGGCAACGUCAGUGUCAAGUCAGGCGACACCACUUUAAUGAUUACCAAGGAUGGGCAUAUCGGUGGCAAGGGUGCU
Messenger RNA from Darwinula stevensoni, 1747 nucleotides. Lineage: Eukaryota; Metazoa; Arthropoda; Ostracoda; Podocopida; Darwinulidae. The record is from the annotation of a GenBank genome assembly.